Molecule: messenger RNA, 2887 nt
Organism: Xyrichtys novacula (pearly razorfish)
Lineage: Eukaryota; Metazoa; Chordata; Actinopteri; Labriformes; Labridae
Source: the annotation of a GenBank genome assembly
AAACUCGUGUGCUGCUUCCCGUGUUUACCGAGCGAAUAUAAAGAGAUUUAGCAGCACGUCUGAGCCCGUCUUCGUCCUCUGUAAGGUAAGAUAAAGAAUAACUCAGAUAUAAAACUGAUAAUUUUGAAAGUUAAUAGUGAAAGUUGUCUGCGUUCGUUUAGGGUGUGCGUAGUUAAUACGGAAACCAACAACAAAACUCGAUUUUAAGAGUGAAGACAAGACGGAAGACAACAGGCCUGGCUAAACCAGCUUGGUGUUCACCGGUUAUCGCCUCCUUAUUUUACAGCAAACUACUAAUAUCUACAUUAUUAGCAUAUUGAACGUAGUCGUGAAACAUUUGAAUGUAAGUUUUGAAGCAGAUUUAGGAUCAGGGUCAUACAAAAGUUAAAACGAUUAGAGAGAAAAGGCGAAUACUCAUGUAUGCAUCGAGUAAGAUAAGUAGACUAUAGUCUCUUGUUUCUAUUGCAUGUCUUUCAAAUACAUUUAACGGUUAUUGUUACUGUAUAACUCAUUAAUAUAACUAACUUUUCCUCACAGUAUGAAGUGAGCUUGCUGGUUGUUGUAAAAAUCACGAUUUAUACCUUGAAAUCCUUAUUCUGGGAUUUAUUCUUUAGAUCUUUUUACGUGUUUUGCAUUGCUUUUCAAUAUGUAAUUCAAGUAGAGAACUGCAUUGUGUAAGAGGUUUCUAUUCUCUUGCCACAGUUGAUCUUUAAUAAGCAUCAUGGGAUCCAGUGAGAGCAAACCAGCUGUGCCUGCACCAAAGAAACCUGAGGCACCCAUCAAGAACAGCAGGAUCAUUGAUCUGGAUCCACGCUCCCCUUCAACAGGAAUCACUCGUACACCCAUUCAGGUAGGGGAGGUGGUUGAGGAAGUGACCCUGGAUGCUGUAAGAUUUGGAAGGGGAAACAUCAAAAAAUGUUAAACAUGUCGUAUGUUUCCUCAGGUCUGUGGGCCUUUGUCUAAAGUUUUUGCUGAAGUCAAGAGUGAGGCAUUCACCGAUCCCCGCUCACCCUCUGUUGGUAUUUCCCGCACACCUGCCAGAGAAGUUAUGAGGGGUAAAUAUUCGAUUAAUUAUUAGCUUAGCUCUUCUUGCUUGUUAUUCCCUCUGUAAUGAUGUCCCUCUGCUCUUGCCUCUAGUGACAGUUGGGUCCAUUACUCGCCGACUGGGCAUGUUAUUCCAUAAUGAGACUGAAGGUGUAGCCCCAGAAGCCCCUCAGAAAUGCUUCGGUGAUUCUGUGGAGGAGGAGGAGGAGGUGGAAAGUGAGGAGCUGGCAUCUACUGAGCCUCUCUUGACCUCUAAGCCAUCCCUUGUUUUCAGCUCCCUGGCUGAACAUGCUCACCUUCUUUUCACCCCUGAUAUGUCUAAUCUGGAGGGUGUUGAUGUUUCCAGCCCCUUUGUGCACCUCGAUGAGCCCCAGAUGCAGUUAGAGGUAGAAACUGAGGCCGACUUGAGCUUGGAGGAGGCUGAAGAAGCAAGGGAGUCCCCUCUCCACAAGAGACUGAGCAUGAGCUUGAUAACUUGCCAUGAGGGGGCGACCUCAACCCAGAUUUUUGCAGAGGUGCACCGUGAUGGUGCAUCAAUGCAAAGUGAGGAAGUGGAGCCACUCAGUGGUGGUGUGGAUCACUCUUAUUCCCUUCCCUCCAUCACUGUUAAACCAGAGUGUCAUGUUGAGCCUUCUUUCCCAGUUGAUUCAGAAGAUCCCCCAGCUCAGGAGUCCUCUGUGCAGUCAGAGAAACAAGCAGAAGACAAACCAUCCUCUGAGGAAACAAAAACAGUCAAAGAAGAGACUGCAACCGUCGCAGAGCAGCCACACCUCUGCAACGGCAUCCGCUGCCCCACCUUCGAUUCAAAGAGCCCGAGUCAGGCUGUGUUCAAACCACAGUGGCUGGGAAAAGGUUUUGGAGCCUCUGGGCUGCGUGCCAGAGGAGCACAGGGUGGGAAAAGUGGCUCCUCUCCGCUUGCUGUCCGUGUGGCUGUGAAAAAUGUGACCAAUGAAAACAAGAGACAGUCUGGAAAACUGAAGCAGAAUGGUGACUUAAAAAGUUACAUGGCAUUUUAUUAUCUGUUUAAAAAAACAAUGCCGUUACUGAAAACUUAUUUUUCUUGUUGCAGGUUCUGAAGGGCGUUCCCCACUGCAGAUCCUGAAGACAACCAACUCACCAAGGGAUCAAUACCCUCAGGUAAGGCAUAUAAGCUGUUCAAAGAACCUAUUUGUUUCCUUUUGCUUAAUUAGAACGUACACUAAUACAUCUAACAAGGCACCAAUGAUUAAUUAAGUUGUCUUAAAAAGAAUUACAACAUUAAAUGUGAUUGAAUGGCUGAGGUCAUUUGUUCUGACCCUCUCUCCAGGCGAAGCUGAAGGUGUCCGUUCCAGAUAAGCAGAGGCAUGGACAAAUGGACCGCAGAGUGCCAGCAGUGUGCUUAGAUAAGGAGAACAGAUGAUUCACUGUAACAUAAUGUACAGAAUCCUGAUACUUCUGUUUUUAUAGCUGUAUCUAAAAGGCUUUUACAUGUACAGAUUUCUGAAAAAAAAACAAAAACAAAACAGUGUUCUGUAAAUAUUUAACUUCCAAUCUGAGAAGUUUACUGUCCUGUUUUAUUCCUUUGUAAAUAUCAAUAAAAUUAUUUGCAUGACGCUAGUUUGUGUGUAUUGUUCAUAAGUAUGUUCACUGUUGUCUGUUACCCUCCCUGCUUUUGUAUGAGGGGCCUUUUCUACUUCAGCUCAGUGUAAAAUAUUUGGACCCUGUCUGUACAAACAGAGCAGGAACUCAACACUAAACAUUUGAUUAUGUUAUUAAAAAUUCAAUUUCAUGGAGCUGCAUUUUGAAUUCCAUUAUCCUUGGUACUCAUGAGUCUGUGUUGUAAAGCUUUUAUUUAACACCAGAG